AUGGGAGACAUUGGCGUAGCCUUGUCUGCCGAUCCUCAUGAGGAUACGUUUGAAGAGCCUCGCAGCUCCUAUAAAUGGUUCGCGUCGGUUUUAGCGUUCCUGGUUAUAGAUUUCGAAAUUCUAUUGCAGACUUUAACAGAGUUGUCCGGAGGCAAACGAGUCACACUAGAUUCUUCUUUUUUGGAGCUGCACAACGACGCCGGUGGCUCACCGAACAAGACGCAUCAGUGGACGAAUGGUCACGAUAAACGAUGUGUACAAUCCGGCGAUUUGGUCGCUCUUCCGUGGUCAUCCUCGGACUCACUGCACGAGAAAAACAAUAUAGACUGUUUGAUAUGGAUGUCUGCCCACGUGGCGGUGAUCGAGGUCAUCCUGCGUAUUCAUCUAUCUCAGAUAGUGACUCAGAAAAGGAUGAUUGAUGCUCUAAGUGUGACGAUCUUCAUUAGUCCUCGGAUCCCGCUGCCCGGCAGUGUGCAUGAAGAAAUUGAAUCGACCAAUCGAAGUAUCGUUUCAGAUCUCAGACUGUACAGAGCCCGAGACAUGAUACCAUCUCCAGACUGUACAGAUUGGUUAGAAAAUCAUCUACUGGACGAUGAAUCAAGAAUGCAUGUGGAUUCCAUCUCGUCGAGUGCUUCAUCGAACACCAUUGGUUCAGACACGGUGGAUGAUACUGCCGAUCGAUUUUUACGUGGACUAGCAAUGGCCAAUCUUCUAGCAUUGGCUUUUCAUUUCUAUCGUCCGGAACUGGCACCGGAAGAGGAUUUUUAUUUCAAUUUCGGUCCCGGCGGUGAACUGGAACCGGCCGCAUCUCAUCACAAUGCGCGGACAGUGGCUUCCAUCUGUCGAGCCCAAUCGGACGAGUUGCUCAAUCUGCUAGCAUUGAUGCCCCCGGCGUGCUAUGACACACACGAUCAGGAAGCGCAUCGACGUUCGGUUACACUGAAUCACGUCACACUGCUCGGAUUUUGUUCCCAAGGCUUGGCACGUUCACCGGCCCACCGUCGGCUACAAAAUGCCACUUUGGCCGCAGAACUAUUUGUAUGGGUCUCGCGGCAAGCUCCGGAUCGACAAAUUCCACCGAUUCGUGUGAGUCAUGUUUUAUCUGGCGAUCUUCACGAAUCGAACAACCACGUAAAUCAAACUAACCUCUGCCCUGGUCCCAAUCACGCGACCACGCCCACAACUGUCCCCGUGUAUCGAUCUGCCUUGCCUCGAACGGAAUCCGAAUAUUCCGCACCUCUGUACGGGGAAAUCACACACGAUCCAUACUAUUCGUCCACGGGUAUGGAAACGUAUCGAUUGACCGGACAUGGUCAUGAGUUAGCACUCAACACAGACCACGUGUCACGUGAGAGGCCAGACACGCAGGCGGGAAACCACAGUCCGGAUUGUUUCAAUCGACCAACAGAUUCUUUCACCCAACCAUUCACUUGUGUUACUGACGUGCUUACAACUACUGGUGGUGGAAUGUUCUACGCGCCUACAGUUCCCCCAUCGGACAACGGAUUCCCUAAACCGUUUCGAUUAGCUGAUCGUACGGGAGGAAGUCAGCAGAUGGCGUCCUCGGGAUUAACCGAACAGAACAAAGUGACGAUUAUGCAACCCGGCAGUUGUAAACCAGAUAAUGGUUUUACACUGAAUUUUGAGGUUAAGUAUGUGGAUAGCGUUCUCUGA
This is a messenger RNA of Echinostoma caproni, 1674 nucleotides long. Lineage: Eukaryota; Metazoa; Platyhelminthes; Trematoda; Plagiorchiida; Echinostomatidae. The record is from the annotation of a GenBank genome assembly.